This is a messenger RNA of Lodderomyces pseudojiufengensis, 1743 nucleotides long. RefSeq lists its product as uncharacterized. The coding region runs from base 1 to 1743 and encodes 580 amino acids. Gene Ontology annotation, molecular function: transmembrane transporter activity. Gene Ontology annotation, biological process: transmembrane transport. The transcript has a single exon. The record is from RefSeq and is a predicted model, not a curated record. NCBI's taxonomy places the organism in Eukaryota, Fungi, Ascomycota, Pichiomycetes, Serinales, Debaryomycetaceae. Gene Ontology annotation, cellular component: membrane.
AUGCCACGAAAAGAUAAGAAAGAUGAUGAAAGAACUCAAUUGUUGAAUGACGAACAGGAUCACCAUCAUAAUCAUCAUCAUCAACAACAAGAACAACAGCAACAACAACAUCAACAUGAACAUAAUCACUCACAAUCUCAAAAUUCAGAGUCAGAGGACUCAGACGAUGACGAUGAUAUAAAAUUUAUAAAUCUUCAAAUUAAAAGAAUUAAAAACUUACCAUGGUAUAAAAAACCAAGUGUUUAUUCAAUUGUAUUUUUAAUUGGUUUAUUAACUUUUAGUUCAUCAAGUGCAGAAGGAGCAAGACAAUCAAUAAUUUAUUCAAAAGCUGAAAAUUCUAGUACCUCCAGUUACAACCCAAAAAGUUCAGAUCAAGCUCAAUUAGUUGCUUCAUUUAAUCAAUAUUUAUUAGUUGGUACUACUUUUUUUUCAUUAAUUCCAAUUGCAAAAUUUGGAGAAAUUUCUUCAAUUAUUGGUAGAAAACCAUUUUUUAUUGCAUUAAUUUUUUCAAUUACAAUUUCAAGAUUUUUACAAUUUUUAGUAUUAAAUUAUAACAAGGAUUUAAAAUUUAAAUUAUUAUUAUUUGCAAAUUAUAUAUCUGCUAUAAGUGGAUCAUUAAGUAUAAUAACUCCAUUAUCAGAUUCUUAUAUUACUGAUUUUACAUUACCUAAAAAUAGAGUUUAUAAAUUAUCAUUAGCUUCUGCUUCAACUUUUAUUGGUCAAACAUUUGGUCCAAUAUUUGGAAAUUUUAUAGUUAAUUUGGGAAAUAGUGGCUCUAAACAUGGAAAUUUUAAUGCUUUAAAAUUUGAAAUUGGAAUAUUAAUUAUACUUUGUAUUUAUGUUAUUACAUUAUUUCCAGAAUCAAGAAAUCCAAAAGCUGAAAAAAAAUCUGAGCAAAGAUUAUUAGAUCAUGCAGAAGAAGAAGAAGGAACAGAAAUAAAUCCAAAGGACGAUACCGAAAGAAAUAAGAUCAUAUUUAUUGAAAUUCUAAAAUCAAGUAUAAAUAUAAUUGAACCAUUAAAAAUUUUAACAUAUCCUAAAAAAACUGCAAAAAUUAGCAACAAGCAUCGUUAUGAACAAAUUAAAUAUGUUGUAAUGGGUUUAAUUUUAACUUAUUCAAUUUAUCAAACAUUAAUUUUUACUUUGAAUCAAAUUGUAAUACAAUAUGGUCAAUAUAAAUUUAAUUGGUCAGCUGAUAAUAUAUCAUAUUUAUUAUCAAUAAUAUCAAUAUCAAGAUCAAUUUCAUUAGUUUUUAUAUUACCAAUUUUAGAAAAAACAAUCCUUAAAAAAUGGUUAGGUUUUAAAUCUUUAAAUUAUUCAUUUGAUAUGAUUGAAUAUAUUUUAAUAAUAUUAGGAUUAAUUGUUGCGUUAUUAGUAUUUUUUGCAUUUUUUUUAUCCCACACAACUUUUCAAUUUUAUUUAACUGCAAUUUUUUUUUCAUUAGAUGCUUUAAUUCAACCAGUUUUCGAUUCAACUAUUAUAAAAUUUUUUCCUAGUGUUUCAAAUGGUUCAAUUUAUGGAUCAAUUACAUUAUUUAUUUCAUUAUUAAAUUUAAUUUCUCCAAUUUUAAUUACCUGGAUUUAUAAAUUUUCAAUUUUUAUAAAUUUACCAAAUUUAAUUUAUUUAUUUUAUGGAAUUUGGAUGUUAAUAUUUAUUGUUAUAGUUUAUUCUUGUAAAAGAGUAUUGAAAUUAAAUGGUAAAACUACAGAUAAAGAAUUAAGGAAAAGGAUAUUUCAAGAAUGA